UUACGGGCCGCCUUCAACUUGGUGGCAGCAGUGGCAGGCUUUGCGGCCUACGCCUUCUCCACGGACUCUCUCACUCAUGCCCUGGAAGCCUGGCUGGACCACCUCACGGCCUCCCUGUCUGCAGCGUAUGCCCGGGGCGGCGUGGAGUUCAACGAGAAGGUUCUGUCGGGCAUCCUGGCCCUGCGAGGCCUCUUGGGCUGGCCUGGAGAGAAGCUGUACACAGCCAGCGGGAAUGUCGCUCCCAGGCACUGGUUCCGCGUCAAACACUUACCCUACACGACCCGCCGGGACUCUGUGCUGCAGCUUUGGAGGGUGAUGCUCACCCCAGGCCGCUCCUGAGGGGCUCACCUCGAGGACAGUCCCAGCUCGCACACGAGCCGCCCCGCCGCUGCCUCUGGGGGCUCUCUUGGCGCCUCUGCACCAACACACAGCCCAGCGUCAGAAAAAUCACAUGCUUUUGAGUUCAACAGCCGAGAUUCUGCCCCCGCCCACCACUCAUGGUCGCAGUGCCCUUGGGCAAGUCUCUGGAUGAGUUGGAGCCUUGGUUCCGUCCACUGUGAGAAGGGGAAGGGAUAAGCCUCCUGGCAGGAUUGUGGGGUUGUGUGAGAAGUGAACGCGAGCAUCUGGCAGGGAGGGCUUGCCGUAAAUAAAUGGGACGCCCCUCCUGCUUGGUCUUUGAGUGCCAGGGGUUCUGUGGGACUGAGGCCACAUCUCGUCAGCAGAGAGGCAAACAUGUUCCUACAGCAAAGGACUACCCCGGAGUUUGCCUGGCUGGCAAAUCACGUUUUCUUCUAUGCUGGUGGAGGUGAAAGGCGCUGAGAGGCCCAGGGAGAAGCUGCCAUGGGCCGCGAGGCUGGGAGCUGGAGCCUGUGGUGCAGCUUUACGGGAGGUGUGUCCGCCAGGGUUCUGCGAGAGCCGAUGGCACACUCCAAGAGGCUGGGCAGCCAGCACGCGGUGGGGCCCCAGGAGAGCCCCCGGACCUGAGGGGAGAGACAGUGUUGCCGGAACCUUGCGAGAGCUGUGGUGUGGGAGACCUGGCAGAGCUCUGGCUGAAGGAAGAGGAGGGGACAAGCCGAGGCCCUGCAGGGAGGGAGCCCACACAA
Molecule: messenger RNA, 1103 nt
Organism: Equus quagga
Lineage: Eukaryota; Metazoa; Chordata; Mammalia; Perissodactyla; Equidae
Gene: TMEM177
Product: transmembrane protein 177
Exons: 1
Source: RefSeq, a predicted model, not a curated record